GGGGUACAUCUACAUGACAGCUAAAGUACUGUAUGUUAUUUAACUAAUAUAUAUUCCUCAAGUUGCCGAUUAUUCUAUUGAGUGAAUUUACUGCAACCCCCAAAACAUGAUGGAAAAUUAUCGCUUUGGAGCUGAUAGAUGAAUACUAGAAUCACUAUAACGUCAGACUUUCUUCAGUAAAUCUAAAAAAGAGUUGUAGAACUAGUGGUCAACACUUGAGAUAGAGUACAGUAUGAGCUUCAUGUGGACCGUUGCGAUGCUGAUUAUAGCCUUAGUGGUUGUGAGGAUCAGCCACUGGCUUUUCCGAUGGUCAAACCCUAAGUGCAAUGGCAAGUUACCACCGGGAUCCAUGGGUUUUCCGAUCAUCGGAGAGUCAAUGGACUUUUGCAAGCCUCAUAGGUUUGAUGAGAUCUCGCCCUUUUUGAAAAAGAGGAUGUUAAAGUACGGACCGUUGUUUCGGACAAACAUUUUCGGAUCCCAAACCAUAGUUUCCACGGACUCGGAUGUGAACUUUGAGAUUUUACGGCAGGAGAACAAGUCUUUCAUUUUAAGUUAUCCGGAGGUUCUUGUGAAGCGAUUGGGAAAAGAUAGCUUGGUGUCCAAGGACGGAAACAUCCACAAGCACAUGAAAAAUUUCACUCAUCAACAUCUUCUUGGCUCAGAGGGUUUGAAGCAAAAGAUGAUAAGAGAUAUGGACCGAGUGACCCGCGAACAUCUUGAAUCUAAGGCUGACAGUGGAAUAUUAGACGUUAGGGAUUCAGUGGCAAGCUUGGUAGUCGCGCUCAUGGCACCAAAGAUGAUAAGUAGCCUCAAACCGGAGACUCAAACAAAGUUUAUGGAAGAUAUCAAGGCCUUCAAUUUUGACUGGUUCCAGCUAUCCUUUACUCUCUCUGGUUGGAAGUUUCUCUACAUAGCAUUUAGGGCACACAGAAAUGGGACGAAGUUGAUCAAAGAUGUUUUGACGAAGAGGAAAAUAGUGGGAGAGAAGUACGGAGACUUCCUUGACACAAUGUUAGAAGAGUUGGAGAAAGAAGGCUGCUUUUGGAAUCAAGAUUCAGCUGCAAAUCACAUCUUCUUUAUGUCCUUCGCUGCUCAAGAAACUACCCCGAAGGCCACUUGCUUGGCUGUGAAGUUCUUAUCCGAAAAUCCAAAAGUGGUCGCAGAGCUCAAGAGAGAGCAUGAGGCGAUCCUUGAGAGCAGAGAAGAUAAGGAAUCUGGGAUCACUUGGGAAGAAUACAGACAGAAGAUGAGUUUUACAAACAUGGUUAUUAAUGAGACGCUUCGGUUGAUCAACUUUGUUCCAUUCUUGUUUAGAAAGGCUGUGACCGAUGUCGAGAUAAAAGGAUACACGAUUCCCGCGGGUUGGAUAGUUUUUGUUGCAGCUCAAGUGGUACAUUAUGAUCCUAAGACCUACGAAAACCCUUUUGAGUUUAAUCCAUGGAGAUGGGAAAGGCAAGAUCUGCGUUCUGGUUCUAAAAUGUUCAUGGGGUUUGGAGGUGGAGUGAGACAAUGCGUAGGAGCAGAGUUUGCAAGGCUUCAGAUGGCAAUCUUCCUUCACUAUCUUGUCACCACUUACGACUUCUCAAUGGCCGAAGACUGUGCGGUGUUACGGAAACCAGGGCUCCUCUUCCACAAGGACCUCUCUAUAAACAUCUCUCGCUUGAAGUGAACCUUGUAGUUUCCAAAUUUCAACAGUCUGAUAUUAAAAAAAAAAUAGGCAACAAGAUUCCGCAGAAUGUACGAGUCUUUUAUAAAAAUCAGUUACAAGCUAUAUAAAUAGUUGUGACAAGUAUCUACGUAUGGUCUGGUUGAUGAAUGAGCUCAAAAGUCAACCCCAUAAUCGCUUAUUGAUGUCUUGGACUGUUUUUCAUAUAUAUACUUUGGAUACUUUUCAAUUUUUACUCAUUCAAUUAAUC
Molecule: messenger RNA, 1916 nt
Organism: Camelina sativa (false flax)
Lineage: Eukaryota; Viridiplantae; Streptophyta; Magnoliopsida; Brassicales; Brassicaceae
Product: cytochrome P450 708A2-like
Biological process (GO): sterol metabolic process; brassinosteroid homeostasis; multicellular organism development
Molecular function (GO): monooxygenase activity; iron ion binding; oxidoreductase activity, acting on paired donors, with incorporation or reduction of molecular oxygen
Source: RefSeq, a predicted model, not a curated record